UGCGAAACGGAUUGAGUGAAUAGACUUUUCGAUAAAAAUUCGAAAACCAGAAGAAAUUCACGUUCGAGUGAUAAGAAAAAUAAAUACAUAAAUAAAUAAAUAAAUACAUAAAUAAACAAGUUGAGGCCGCAUUUUCCGCCGCUUACAAUUUCAAAUUUUCCGGGAGGUGCCACUGCAACUGGAUUAUAAAUCGGCAUCGACACGUGAUUUACGUGCUGCACACAGAGUCGGGGGUGUUAUUCAGUAAAAUUUCCCUCAAAGGCAAGAAAAUUCAACCCACGUUCAGUGAAGUGUGCAAGGGUGCUGCUGGUGCUGAGAGAAUAAAUAAGGAAUUAUCUGAGAUCAUGGCCUGUGAGAGUCUGCAAACUGUUCCGAUGAUUGGGAUCGCGGAGAGGAAAUCAACUGGAUUAUCGCCACCGGAGGACAUGUUAUACUGGGGCGAUAACUCCCACAUUACCUGUGGAAUGCUUCCAACAUUGCGCGUGCUGUCGUCACGAGGCUGCGAGUGGCAGCGAAGUGUCUGCGUCGUGCCAAUAGACGCCAAUACAGAUUCCGCAAGUCAUUUGCAGAUGACCCUGUUGGAGGCGUACUGCCGAGAAAUUGGCAUUCAAGUUGUGCGAGUGCGUGAGAACGACCUGCGAACAGCCAUAGGCUCGGAGCACCGCGACAUUUCGUGUGUUCUGCUAACGAGGGAGCACUUUUUCGAGUCACCUGAAUGAUUCGUACGAUUGAACUAGGAAAUUGAAUAAUCUUAUCUGGACGGAUACGGUAUCAGGCGCGAUGACAUGCCCCGGCCGGGGCGGAGGUGGGAGUGGAAUUCGUCGGACUGACGACAUUUCGAUCGUGUGACUAAUGAGAGAGGAUUGGGAGGUGGUCUCAAUUUAUUGGAUUUGGAGAGACUGCUGUCUCGAGUACAAGUUUUGUGUCUUGUUAAAGGCAAAUAAAUUAGUGGGGUAAUGACGGGGUUUACGAAGAAAUGUGAUAAUAUAUUUUUUGUAGGAAAUUUAAUUCUGUGUAAAAAAAGGUCUAUAACAUUUUGCCGUAAAUCCACGCGUUACUGAGAUUAUUGCGUAAUUAAUAAAAAGGGAUUGAUGAAGUCGUUUGACAUAGACUUAGUUUUGUGUCUUAGCAAAUGGUAAAUUAUCGGGAUAAUGACAGGGUUUACAAAGAAAUGUUAUAAAAUAUUUUUUGUAGGAAAUUUAAUUCUGGACACAAGAAGUUAUAUGACAUUUUGCCGUAAAUCGACUCGUUACAGAAAUUAUUGCCUAAUUAAUAAAAAGGAAUUGAUGAAGUCGUUUGACAUAGACUCAAUCUUAUGUCUUAACAAAUGGUAAAUUAUCGGGGUAAUGACAGGGUUUACGAAGAAAUGUCAUAUAAUAUUUUUUGUAGGCAAUAUAAUUCUGGACACAAGAAGUUAGAUAACAUUUUCCUGUAAAUCCAGUCGUUACAGAAAUUAUUGCGUAAUUAAUAAAAAGGAAUUGAUGAAUUCAUUCAACACAAAUUCAGUUUUGUGUCUUAACAAAUGGUAAAUUAUCUGGGUAAUGACUGGAUUUACGAAGAAAUGUGAUAAAAUAUUUUUUGUAGGAAAUUUAAUUUUGUAUAAAAAAAGUCAUUUAUGUCAUUUUCUCGUAAACCCAUUUGUCAAAGAGAUAAUUUGGUAAUUAAUAAAAAGGAAAUGAUGAGUCCAUUUGUACAAAUAGAAAUUGAGUCAUCCUAUCUGGACGAAUAUGAUAUUAAACGCAGUGGGAUGCUCCACCCUGGGAGGAGGUGGGAGUGGAAUUCGUCGGACUGACUGUGUGACUAAUUUGAGAGAAUUGAGAGAUGUUCUCAUUUUAUUGGUUUAGGAGGGACUGUUGUCUCGUCUACGAGUUUUGUAUUGAUUGCAGUAGAAUGGAGAUUUUCGUUGAACUUUUGAAAAUUAGAAGAAUGUUAAAAGACAUUUUUGGAGGAAAUUUAAUCAUUUACAAAAACCGAAAAGGAACUUAUGAAUUCUUUUCACACAAACCCAAUUUUGUGUCUUGUUAAAUGAUAAAUUAUACGGGUAAUGGCUGAUUUUACGAAGUAAUGUCAUAAAAUACUUUUUGUAGAAAAUUGAAUCCUGUAUAAAAAAAGUUUUAUAACAUUUUGCCGUAAAUCCACUCCUUACCGAGAUAAUUGCGUAAUUAACAAAAGGGAACUGAUGAAGUAAUUUGACACGAACCCAAUUUUGUGUCUUAGUAAAUGGUAAAUUAUCUGGGUAACGGGUGAUUUUAUGAAGAAAUAUCAUUAGAUAUUUUUUGUAGAAAAUUUAAUUCUAGACACAAGAAGUUUUAUGACUUUGUACUGUAAAUCCACUCGUUACAGAGAUAAUUCGGUAAAUAACAAAAAGAAAUUGAGUCGAAUGACGAAAUUUCGAUCGAAUAGAGAAAUAUUCUCAAUAUAUUGUUUUUAUUAUGACUGUUGUCUCCACUAGACACUUCACCACUAAUUAAACAAUUGAAGAAACAUCCCUAUGUACAUUAUAAUUAAGAGUGCCUCAAGAGACACAACACUGUCCCCAAAAUACAUUAAACGCCACGUUUGUAGCAAAAAUAAACUACCAAUUCCAAAACCCAAAAAUCUGAAUAAAAGAUCUGAUUUCAGUC
Messenger RNA from Diachasma alloeum, 2624 nucleotides. RefSeq lists its product as uncharacterized. The coding region runs from base 345 to 719 and encodes 124 amino acids. Lineage: Eukaryota; Metazoa; Arthropoda; Insecta; Hymenoptera; Braconidae. The record is from RefSeq and is a predicted model, not a curated record. The transcript is spliced from 2 exons.